Talaromyces marneffei is the source of this 1266-nucleotide messenger RNA. RefSeq lists its product as uncharacterized. The transcript has 4 exons. The record is from RefSeq and is a predicted model, not a curated record. Lineage: Eukaryota; Fungi; Ascomycota; Eurotiomycetes; Eurotiales; Trichocomaceae. The coding region runs from base 1 to 1266 and encodes 421 amino acids.
AUGUCCAACGGACUAACCCCCCCUGCCGAUGUAACAGACUCAUGGCCACCGCCAAACUUUGUCGAUCCUGAGCUCAGAGGCCCAGGGCUGCUGGUCGUUAACAUUGUAUUCUCAGCGAUUGCUUUGGUUAUGACCGCGUUACGACUCUAUGCCCGUGCUUUCAUAACAGCCACCAUCGGUCUUGAUGAUUACCUGAUCGUGUUGGCCCUGGCAUUUGGGAUUGCCAUGUGUACCGCGUCGUCGAUAGCCGCUGCGCGAUAUGGUUGGGACCGCCAUCAAUGGGAUGUCCGACCCGAAUGGAUAUCAACUUCGCUCAAGUACCACAUGCUCUUCGAAAUGACCUACGCGAUGUCAUCCACAUUAACCAAGGUCUCCCUGUUGUGGUUUUGUCGUCGCCUCCUUGGAAAUAGCGUCAAGGGUAGUUUCCGGUACUUGAAUUGGAGUCUGAUCGGCUCCAUGGCAAUCUUGAUUAUACUGGGGCUUCUGUUCGUCUUCACCACAUUACUCAAUUGCAUCCCUAUAAGCGCAAACUUUGAUGUGAACCCAACCUACCCGUAUCACUGCAUCAAUGGAGGCAACGUGGCCACCGGCGCCAGCUGCAUCAACGUGUUUACUGACUUCAUGGCCACCGUCGUGCCCAUGCCGUUGAUCUGGAAACUCAAGCUUCCUCGGCGCCAGCGUCUUGCAGUCAUUAGUAUCUUUGGUAUCGGUCUCAUAGUGACCGUCGCUUCUUCUAUUCGAACGUAUUAUACCUGGAUUGGCGCCUUGGGUUCUUAUGACAACUCGUGGUGGGGUUGGGCCAGCUGUUUGGCUGCCUCUCUCGAGAUUAACUUCGGACUGAUGUGUGCAUCCGCGCCCGCUCUUCGGCCCUUUAUUAAGGCAAUCUCGCCUCGAAUCCUCGGUGGUACCGGAUACGGAGAUAAAUACUCCCAACAACUCAACAAUCACAAACCGUGGGUACCAUCAACAACCCGGUCCACUACCAGUCACGUACGCAUGGGACCUAACGAUUCGACAACCAAAGAAGUUGGGGGGUUUGGUCGACGGGGUUCAAGUAAUGAUGCGGGUAUAAUUCGCACCGUGGAGCUGCAGACUUUCUAUGAAGACCACAACGACGCGACACAUGGUCGUCCUGGGACUGCCCCCAAACCACGCGGGUACUUUAAGGACCGGCGGCGAGAUUCCUUUCCUGCAUCGAGGAAUCUAAAUGAGGACGAUGAGGCACCGUUUGCCCUUCGGGGAAUGGGCAGUCACGAUGACAGAUGA